GCUCCUCCUACUUCCAGCUCCAGGCUCGAGCCUCCUUGGUCUUAACCUCAGAGACCGCGGAGCCCCGACGCCGGAUCCCCGUCCCCGCUCGCCAUGAGUCCCGCGCGGCGGAGCGCCCCCGUGGUGCUGCGCCUACUGGGCGGGCUGGCGCCGCCGCUGCUGCUACUCCUGCGUCCUCCGGCUGCGUCGGGUGACUGCAGCCUUCCCCCAGAUGUACCUAAUGCCCAACCAGCUUUGGGAUCUCUUACAAGUUUUCCCAAACAAAGCACAGUAACAUACAAAUGCAACGAAGGCUUUGUGAAAGUUCCUGGCAAGGCAGACACAGUGGUCUGUCUGAAUAAUAAAUGGUCAGAGGUUGCAGAAUUUUGUAAUCGUAGCUGUGAUGUUCCAACCAGGCUACUUUUUGCAUCUCUCAAAAAGUCUUAUACCAAACAGAAUUAUUUCCCAGAAGGUUCCACUGUAGAAUAUGAUUGCCGUUUGGGCUUCAUAAGAAACCAUUCUCUCUCAGGAAAACUAACUUGCCUUCAGAAUUUUACGUGGUCCAAACCUGAUGAAUUUUGUAAAAAAAAAUCAUGUGCUAACCCUAGAGAAAUAAAAAAUGGUCAUGUCAGUAUAACACGUGACCUAUUAUUUGGAUCGUCCAUCCAUUUUUCAUGUAAUACAGGGUACAAAUUAGUUGGUGCAACUUCUAGUUACUGUUCUCUUGCGGGAAAUACUGUUGACUGGAGUGAUCCAUUUCCAGAAUGCCAAGAAAUUUUAUGUCCAGAACCACCAGAAGUUGACCAUGGAAUGAUUGAAAAUGAACAAAGCAGUUAUGCAUAUAGACAAUCUGUAACAUAUAAAUGUAUGAAAGGCUUCGCCCUGCAUGGAGAGAGCUCUAUCUAUUGUACUGUGAAAGAUGACCAAGGAGAGUGGAGUGGCCCCCCACCUGAAUGCAAAGAAACUUUUCAAAUUUACAAACUCACACCAGCAGUUCAGAAACCCACCAGAGUACAUGUUCCAGCUACCAAAGCCCCAUCAUCUCCUCAGAAAUCCACCACUGUAAAUGUUUCAGGUACAGAAGCCCCACCAACUUUUCAGAAACCCAGCACUGUAAAAGUUUCAGUUACAGAAGCCCCACCAACUUUUCAGAAACCCACCACUGUAAAAGUUUCAGCUACAGAAGCCCCACCAACUCCUCAGAAACCCACCACUGUAAAAGUUUCAGCUACAGAAGCCCCACCAACUCCUCAGAAACCCACCACUGUAAAAGUUUCAGCUACAGAAGCCCCACCAACUCCUCAGAAACCCACCACUGUAAAAGUUUCAGCUACAGAAGCCCCACCAACUCCUCAGAAACCCACCACUGUAAAAGUUUCAGCUACAGAAGCCCCACCACCUCCUCAGAAACCCACCACUGUAAAUGUUCCAGCUACAGAAGUCUCAUCAGCUCCUCAGAAACCUUCCACAGCAAAUGAUUCAGCCACAGUAGCCCCAAAUUCCCCCAUAUCAAACACUGUCUCUACAGCAGCUCAGAAUCCCAUCAUGGCAAAUGCUUCUGCAUCACAGGCCACACCAACAACCCAAAGAUUCACCAAGGCAAAAUCUUCACUUACACAGAAUCUUAGAGCAACACAAAAGUCCACUGCUGUACAUACCCCAGUGACCAAGAGUCUCCAUGCAACACAAAGAUUGACCUCUGCUCAUGUUACAGCAACAAGGAGUCCAGCUGUUCCCAGGACAACCGCACAUUUUCAUGCAACAAGCACACCUAAAGGAGGAGGAAGCUCUCCUUCAGUUGCUAGCAUCAUUGCAUCGGGUAAGUGUGGCUCUCUGGCAGUUAACAGAACUUGUCCUCGCUUUCGGAUGUGUAAUCUAUGUUCCUGGAAAAUUACAUUGUCUUUUAAAUGUCUUAGGAAUACUACUAAAAUACAGUGUUUAUGGGUGCCAAAGAGAAAACAGGUAAAUGCAUUUUAUCGAUGUGUUUUGUACUACCAUCAGGUACUUGGUAUGUUCCUAAGUAUUCCCCACCAUGUUCUUGUUCCAAGGUAAUUUUAGGACAACUUCAAAUCAUUUGGCCAAUUGAUCAAGUAUUAUUGUGUGCCUGUUGUCUCAAUACAUCUCAUUCUAGUGGCUAAAGAACCACAAGAGGAGAGAGUUAUCAAUACAGUUUCUAUCCUCAAGUAUUUUAUAAUUAAUCAUGAACUACUCCUUGACCAUUUCUAGAUGUCUGUCUUAUCCCAAGUAAAACAAAGAGUCUUACCUUUGGUUAUAUCCUCUUUAUUUUCCCUUCCCUGUCAAUGGUUUAAAAUUAUCUUUAAAAAGUAUUCUGUUGCUAUAGGCAUGAGGCCAAAAACAUACCUGUGUUGCAGUUUUUUCUAGCAUUUGGUCUAGUCCUUUUCUUGUUCGUAAAUAAAUUAUUUGAUGUUAUCCAUUAACAAGAAGAUUAAUAAACUCCUAAAGAAGAUGGUAAAAUAAAUGUUUGUUAAGAAGCAAUAUAGCUAAAUAGGCAUAUAUUGAUAAGUAAUGUCUAAUGGAAAAUAUUAAAAAGUGAAUUUUUUGGUUUAUGUGUUAAUAAGCUGAAGUCUCCUAUCUUAUGCAUGCAUGAAUUAGCCAAGGGACUAUAAAACUGAAAGCAGGUACUUGUUUUAUUAUUUUCAUUGUUAUUUAUUAUAGUUUUUAUAUUUUAAAU
Messenger RNA from Physeter macrocephalus (sperm whale), 2671 nucleotides. It is a transcript of the gene CD55, whose product is annotated as CD55 molecule (Cromer blood group). The transcript has 8 exons. The coding region runs from base 94 to 2031 and encodes 645 amino acids. NCBI's taxonomy places the organism in Eukaryota, Metazoa, Chordata, Mammalia, Artiodactyla, Physeteridae. Gene Ontology annotation, biological process: T cell mediated immunity; negative regulation of complement activation, classical pathway. The record is from RefSeq and is a predicted model, not a curated record. Gene Ontology annotation, cellular component: plasma membrane.